This is a messenger RNA of Fusarium coffeatum, 882 nucleotides long. RefSeq lists its product as uncharacterized. The coding region runs from base 1 to 882 and encodes 293 amino acids. The transcript is spliced from 2 exons. Gene Ontology annotation, cellular component: nucleus; NuA4 histone acetyltransferase complex. The record is from RefSeq and is a predicted model, not a curated record. Gene Ontology annotation, biological process: regulation of transcription by RNA polymerase II. Lineage: Eukaryota; Fungi; Ascomycota; Sordariomycetes; Hypocreales; Nectriaceae.
AUGGCACCCAGAAAGCGUGCGCGGACUAGCACCCAAACCGCUGCAACACCAACUCCUGCGCGAGACGAUGAUGCGAUGGAUGUCGAUACUCCCCAGACCGGUGAUCAAGAGGGCUCUAGCGAAACAAGGGAGCAGGAGCCAGACAACAACUACAAUGACCUAUGGACCGACGACCAGGUAGCUUCAUUGUUCAAGGGUGUCAUUCGUUGGAAACCAGCCGGCAUGCACAGACAUUUCCGAAUGAUAGCGAUCUCGGAACACCUACGGAAUCACGGCUUCGACCCUGAUCUAUACCAACACACGCGCAUUCCCUACAUAUGGCAGAAGCUUAGGACGUACUACAACCUGGAAGUCAUUGAUGAACGAGAGAACUUCGACGAAGAUGAUACCGAAGAUAGGUACAACGAGUUUUCUCUUCCGAAGGACCAGUUCCUCGACGCGAUGAUGGAGCGCCGCUUGGCCGAUCCUAGCGAAGCACCAACAUCACCUGCGCAAUUGGAUCUAUCACCACCACCCUCGCCAGCCAAGAAACGCAAGAGAGGAGAGACAAAGACUCGAGGCACCUCAGUGGAGGACACAGAGGACGGUACGGACGCCCCGUCACCGGCGCCCAAGUCGAAGCGAGGCUCCUCGCGGCAGAAAAAGAAGGCCACGCCUGCCAAGGCCGAAAAGCAAGAAAAGGCCGAGACUACAGAGGAAGAGGACGAUGACGAGUCCGAAGAAGAAGAGGAGGAAGAGGAAAGCGAAGGCUCAGGAUCUAGCGACGAAGAGGAAAGUGCCGAGGAAAGCGGAACGCAAGUGUCCAAGUCGACUCGCGGCGCCAAGAAGAGCCAGAAGCCUACAACGACGAAAGCGAAGGCACGACCAAAAAGAAGACGCUGA